Messenger RNA from Manacus vitellinus (golden-collared manakin), 1005 nucleotides. Its product is annotated as ephrin type-B receptor 1-like. The record is from RefSeq and is a predicted model, not a curated record. The coding region runs from base 1 to 1005 and encodes 334 amino acids. Gene Ontology annotation, biological process: protein phosphorylation; axon guidance; cell surface receptor protein tyrosine kinase signaling pathway. Gene Ontology annotation, cellular component: neuron projection; membrane. NCBI's taxonomy places the organism in Eukaryota, Metazoa, Chordata, Aves, Passeriformes, Pipridae. Gene Ontology annotation, molecular function: transmembrane-ephrin receptor activity; ATP binding; protein binding. The transcript has 4 exons.
AUGGAUGUGAAUCCAGAGGACAUCAUGACCUGUGAAUGGCGCUUCUGCUGGCUGAGCCUGCGGCAUCCCCCCUCAGAAACUUUGAUGGAUACGCGGACGGCGACGGCCGAGCUGGGCUGGACUGCCAACCCACCCUCGGGGUGGGAAGAGGUCAGUGGCUACGACGAAAACCUCAACACCAUCCGUACGUACCAGGUGUGCAACGUCUUCGAGCCCAACCAGAACAACUGGCUCCUCACCACGUUCAUCAACCGGCGCGGCGCUCACCGCAUCUACACCGAGAUGCGCUUCACUGUGCGGGACUGCAGCAGCCUCCCCAACGUCCCCGGCUCCUGCAAGGAGACCUUCAACCUCUACUACUACGAGACAGACUCUGUCAUUGCCACCAAGAAGUCCACCUUCUGGACAGAGGCACCCUACCUCAAAGUGGACACCAUCGCUGCUGACGAGAGCUUCUCCCAGGUGGACUUUGGGGGCAGGUUGAUGAAGGUGAACACAGAAGUGAGAAGUUUCGGGCCCCUGACCCGCAAUGGCUUUUACCUGGCCUUCCAGGACUACGGGGCUUGUAUGUCUCUGCUGUCUGUCAGGGUCUUCUUCAAGAAGUGCCCCAGCGUGGUGCAGAACUUCGCCAUCUUCCCGGAGACGAUGACAGGAGCGGAGAGCACGUCCCUGGUGACUGCCCGGGGCACCUGCAUCCCCAACGCCGAGGAGGUGGACGUGCCCAUCAAGCUGUACUGCAACGGCGACGGGGAGUGGAUGGUCCCCAUCGGCCGCUGCACCUGCAAGGCUGGCUAUGAGCCGGAGAACAACGUGGCUUGCAAAGUGGUUUUACUGCAGGGACCAGGCAGGGAUUUGGGAGCAGUGGCCAACCUGUGGCUUCUUGGAGUGCUCUGGUCAGUGGCCAGUCUCGGCGAGGCCGCGGGUGCCGGCGCCGCUUCCGCCGCCCUCCCGCUGGAAGCCGCCUCCGGGAUCCGGUGCCUUCAAAGCGCGGCGCUCGCCGGCUGA